AUGAGUUCAAACCCUAAGGGAAAAAAGGAGAGGAGAAGUGGCGCAGUGAUUCUGGAGGCUGAGAGUCGCGAGCAUCAGCCUCUUUAUCGAAAAGGAAAGGUGCUUGAUCAAGGGUUCCCUGGGAAAGAAAAGAAGAGGAGAACUGGAGCUUCCAUCAAGGCUCCCUCCCUCAAUGGAAAGGAGGGGCAAAGUAUACCCCUUAAACACUCCCACUCCUGUAAACCCUCAUCUAAUAUGGACAAAAAGGCUAUAUCCUUCCGUCCCAGUCAAGCUGAUCCCAGUCUCGCUGAUCUCACUCCUGCUGAGCUCGAAUCCGAAAUCCAGUCUGGCAGAUUGGAUUGGCUAUUCCCUAGAGAUAAAGGAUACACAACAGUGGGUUUUGUUUUCCAUGAUGAGAUUUUCUUGGCUGCUGAUCAUGUUCCAACUUAUGAAAACAAACAUGGGAAGACAAGUUCUGUUCUGGAAGCGUCAGAGUGGAUGACCGUCUUUCUAUCUUCUUACGGUGAGGAGGGUUUGUCAGUUGAAAUGCUGAUCGGAGGUGUGGAAGAGGAUGGUCCUGUGCUUUAUCACGUGGAUGGUAAGGGGAAAAUGGAGGACUGUAAGAAGAAACGAUUGUUUCCCAUGGUGUUUGAAUAUCAAGCUGUACGCGUGGCAAAAACUGCAAUUUGCUAUGGUAUAUAUGAAGCUGUUGUGGCUUGUAGUUUUGUCAGUGUUUAUUAUGUAGAUCGUGCUGGGUGUAAGAAGCUCAUCUCUGGUGAUUAUGUGAGAGAAUCUGACAUCGUGAUUCCCAGUUAG
Messenger RNA from Oldenlandia corymbosa var. corymbosa, 795 nucleotides. The record is from the annotation of a GenBank genome assembly. NCBI's taxonomy places the organism in Eukaryota, Viridiplantae, Streptophyta, Magnoliopsida, Gentianales, Rubiaceae.